UGAACUUAGAAUAAUCUGAUAUUAUACGAAUAAUGUUAUUUUAGAACAAGUGUUUUGGUGGACAAGUCGAACGUUGUCGUUAUCGUAUAAUGUGAUCUAUUAAAAUGUAUCGCGCAAAUCAAAAUGGACAGCCUCAAAGGGUAAAUGCUGAUCCAAUUCAGAAUCGGGUAAACGGAAGGCAUCCUGCCCCUAUAAAUGUUCCAAUGACGGUUUCUGAACAAUGUAGGGAGUCAUGGUUCACUGCUAUCAUAGGGCUCAUUCUGUUUGCAACUGGCAUGUGUCUUUUAUUUUGGAAUGAGGGAAGAGCCGUGAAAGUAGCACACUCUUUAGAUGAAGCUUUACGCAAUUUGGCAGUUCUUCCAAGCACUAUAAAAUUGUUACCUGAAUACGAAGGUCGUUUAAUACACUUGUCAGGUCCUUUAAACAUAUUGGAACCAUUGACAGAACCUGAUUAUGGAGUAAUUGUAUCAAGUGUAAAACUGAAAAGGAGAGUUCAAAUGUAUCAGUGGAUUGAAAUAGAAGAAGAACGAAGUUUCGGCGAAGUAACAGAAGAAGAUAAACAUUAUUAUUAUACAACAGAAUGGAAAGACAAACUGAUCGAUUCUGAUCAUUUUUAUAUUAGAACUGGUCAUCAUAAUCCAAAAGAGAUGCCUAUUAAGAGUCAGAUACAAAUUGCGGACGAAGUUAAAAUCGGGGCAUUUACUCUAGGAACUGAAUUAAAAAAGAAAUUCAACGAAUUUAUAGAAGUCACCAGCGAUGAAAGACCAGAACGUAAAGACAUUAAAAUGCAUUCUGGUUUAUACUAUCAUAGUUCAGAUUUAUGGAAUCCUCAGGUAGGAGAUAUACGUAUACAGUUCUCUUAUGCAGGAAAAUCAGGAGAAAUUUAUUCUAUAGUUGGUAUGUUACAAAAGGGUACUAUUGUACCAUACAUCACAUCGCAUGGUGAAGAGAUUUUACUUCAACGGAAGCACAAAAUCACAGUAGAUCAAAUGUUUCAUUUAGAACACGUACACAACUAUUGGCGCACAUGGACUAUUAGAGGUCUCGGCUGGUUAGUCCUAUUUUUGGCAGCAACAUGUUUAGCAAACAUACUGAGAACAGUAAUUUUAAAUUCUACAUUCUUAUGUGGAAUCAUUGCAAUUGAGUCUUUAACAAUGUCAGUGUCCAUGUCUAUUAGUUUGUUGGUAAUAGGUUUCGCUUGGGUAUGGUAUCGACCAGUGAUAGGUCUUUGUCUAGCAUUGGCGUCGAUUUUACCUUUUAUCUAUUCAACUUUAACAUCAGGAUCUCAACCGCAACAACGUGAUAACUACAGAAGAUUAUGA
This is a messenger RNA of Dufourea novaeangliae, 1322 nucleotides long. RefSeq names its product transmembrane protein 43 homolog (gene Tmem43). NCBI's taxonomy places the organism in Eukaryota, Metazoa, Arthropoda, Insecta, Hymenoptera, Halictidae. The transcript is spliced from 6 exons. The record is from RefSeq and is a predicted model, not a curated record. Gene Ontology annotation, cellular component: nuclear inner membrane. Bases 105 to 1322 code for a protein of 405 amino acids. Gene Ontology annotation, biological process: nuclear membrane organization.